This is a messenger RNA of Cladophialophora immunda, 2546 nucleotides long. RefSeq lists its product as uncharacterized. Gene Ontology annotation, biological process: regulation of transcription by RNA polymerase II. NCBI's taxonomy places the organism in Eukaryota, Fungi, Ascomycota, Eurotiomycetes, Chaetothyriales, Herpotrichiellaceae. Bases 142 to 1887 code for a protein of 581 amino acids. The record is from RefSeq and is a predicted model, not a curated record. The transcript has 4 exons. Gene Ontology annotation, molecular function: zinc ion binding; DNA-binding transcription factor activity, RNA polymerase II-specific.
GAACACUCUCUCGACCAAGUCGACGUUCUUUGCGUCCGUGAUCAACUAGUACCAGGACUAUUCGGCCAACAGAGAGACAGCUGGGUGGCUCCCAACGGCUCCAAACAUCUACAGCACAAUAUCUUCAAUCUGGCUCGAAGAAUGGCUGGUCCUGGAGGCGGCCCACCGCGGAAGAGCCAUACAAAAUCGAGAAAGGGCUGCAAAACUUGCAAAAAGCGGCACAUUCGCUGCGACGAAACUUUUCCACAAUGUCGAAAUUGCACGAAACAUAAUUGUCGUUGCGACUAUAUGGACCUGCAAGUGGCAGGAGAAGAACCUCUGAAGGGCACCAAACCACCAGAUCUCUUGAUGUCGCCGGAACUCCAACUUCGACUUGACAACUGGCGGUUAACGGGCGAGUCUCCUUUGCAGGAGCUUCAAGUUCCAGACAGGAUAUAUUGGACCCGAUUUUCAACGAUCGACUUGCGUCUCGUUCACCACAUCACGACACUAUCGACCGACAUUCACAAUUUGGGUUACAGCCACUGCACGGUUUGGGGGCCCAGAAUGCCUUCGCUCAUCUCGGCGGCUUUGACACAUGACUUUGUGAUGAGUGCGUUGCUUGCACUGUCUGCAUCUCAUCUGGCGUGGAAAACGAAGAACACAGACACGGACAAUUUAGCGUAUCACCAUCGCGGAGUCGCUAUCAAAGGUCUUCAUCAAGCAAUCGGGACGUUCUCGAGAGAGAAUUCCGAAGCUAUCCUUGCUGCCUCGAUUCUUCUUUCGUGGCAAUCCACGGAAUGGCGCGGCUGGGCAUCACUGCAACAGGGGGUAUCGACGGUCUUGAACGCGAUGAGGAUGUGGAUUCAUGAAUCAGAGCUUGCAAAGUACCUGGAAAACCAGAGGACUAUGGCCAGGGCCGGAACACCUGCCACUCCCACAAUGCCGAAUGCCCAGGUGUCGGUUCCUCAUGAAGACUUUCGCAGGAUAGAACAAAUCACCACGGCGCUUAACAACUUGAGACUGCGACUUACAACGACCGAUGAGCUUCAAGAAUAUGCGGGACAAUUAGUUGACUACCUGCAGGAACUACAACGAGACUUGCCCACCCAAGCGCCGGACGAAGCGUUCAGCCGCUUACAGCCACUACGGGACAUGAUCUUCUGGCUGCCGUCCCUGUUCCUGCGUGGCACCGACUCCGACCUGGGGCCAUUAGCUCUGCUCUCGCAUCUUUAUGCCAGUGCGAUCGCAGUCGAGCCCUUGUUCCCGAAUAUUGGGGGGCCCUACCUUGGAACCAUGUCUAUCGCACCCCUGGAGAGACUCCAUGACCUAGUGAGAACAAGGCGGGUGGCCCAGCCCCAAGAUACAAACAUCCAAGCGGCGUGGUCUCUGGUGGAGGUACCAAUACAGCUCGCGACUUCGUACAGACUGAAACAGAGACAAAACAGCCAAGGAAGCCAUGGGAUGGAGGGCUACCAUCACUACUCUCCUCAAGGGAGUCCCUAUGCGGGUCCUCGCAUGCCGAUUGCUACUCCCAGCUCAGACAGUUCCACAGCACCUAUCUAUCCCAACUCGCCCCUGCACGCGCCUGGGAGCCUGUCGAUACCCGGAUCGGCAUAUUUCCAAGCGGCUCUAGGGCCUGGGGAAGCACGGCGAGACUCGUCGAUAUCGUCGGCGUCGUCGCUCGGGCGUGCUCACUCAAUGGGCGACCCUCGGAGUCUCCCGUCAAGCAGCCCCCACGCAAUGGGCAUGGUGUAUGGAUCGCCAGCCACACAACACCCGCGAAGCAGUCACGAGCUACCAGGGUCAAGAAUGGACUACUUUGGGCAAAUUCAAGCACCGUACAACCCAUACGGCGGCAUGAACAUGAAUACUCGGUUCGUCGCUCCUUCACAACUCUGGACUUGACGGACAUCUUCCGACUGAGUAUUCUUCUUUCCCACAGGACUCCCCCGGGCACGAGAUCUCCGAAUAUGCAACCGGGGCAGCAAGACAAAGGGAAGGAGCGGCAACAUUGACAUCGAAUCCAAGGAGGGGGAUUGGCGAUGACGUGAGACUGGAGAUAUCUGAGAUCGUGUAAUGCACGAUGACUAGCAAGGCGUUUUGGGUCAGGCCAGGCGACAAACCAAUGGAGGACGACAAAGCCCGCGAGCGAAAGUGGGCGAGGUUAACACUGGAAGUAAGGGUUGGUAAAAUACCAGAUAUGGCAAAAAAAAAAAAGUCUCAAAUAGGGCUGGUCCUGGAUGGUGGUCAUCUGGGCGGGGAGGAGAGAGGAAGGCUCUCCUUACCCUGACGCAUACGAGGCAUGGUGGAUCGUUUGAUUAUGAAAGAGUCGUUGCGUUCCUGGGGAGGUGUUAUCUGCAGGUCGGUGUAUUCGCGACGAGGUCUCAUCCUGCCUUGAUGGCUCGGUGCUGCGAGGAAUGGACUUGGUUUGCCAGGAUGACUGCCAUCUACUCUGGAUGGAGGCCCUUUCAGUAGCAGCUUUCCUGGGGUGGGAUUUGUGUUGACAGGGAUCUCCAAUGGUCCUCUCUCUUUCAACCGAGUUACCUCUUUGUGGGUUUAAUGGC